Messenger RNA from Phytomonas sp. Hart1, 1869 nucleotides. The record is from the annotation of a GenBank genome assembly. NCBI's taxonomy places the organism in Eukaryota, Euglenozoa, Kinetoplastea, Trypanosomatida, Trypanosomatidae.
AUGACUGAUGGUAUCAACAAAGCUCCCCCACCUUGGUCUGCCAUUAAUAUUUUCCAAACUCUUCAACAUACCUUGGGUGAUCGACGACACAGCAACACGGCAGUUGAAGACGCAGUAUGGUUCCAUCGUUCGCAGAACCUUCUCCACAGUGCUAGUCUCUGCCCGGAUGUUGCAUCACGUGUUCUAUCAUGUUUCCUUUUCCUAGAGUCUGGAUUGACAUCUCUCAGAAAUGAAAAUCGUCAGACCGUUUCUUAUCUUCAAAAGAUGUGUCAACACGCCAAACAGGUUCAUGAGAAUUUUUAUUCAAAUCUGUCCCGAUUAAAUCACAAUAAACAUGAGGCAGAUUCAAAUGGCCCCUCUGUCCCCCAGCGGAACGAGAUACCACAGGAUCAAGUAACCUUUGUAGCUACUUUUAUGGAGCCCUUGCUUAGUGGUAAAAUUCCACCUCUCCAAAAGAGUCUCGAGUGUGUUUUAGGAUCUAGCCCUUCUGAAGCCGAUGGUAGCAGUGACAAGCAUAAUAUCCUUCAGCUCCUUGAUCAACUCUUGUCCCGCGUCUUGGAGCCUCUACCGGACGAUGGACAAUUUCAAAAAGACGAACCUGUAGAAUGUAAGCCCAGUUGCACCAACGCACCAUUAGUUGGUUCUUCACGGAAGUUAGUGCUCCAUACAGCUCAGAAGAAUACUGAAGUCCCCGAUUCUACAGGACGAAAUCAGCCUUCCUCAUCAACACAGAAACCUAUGUUAGCGGAGGCAACGAGUCUAGGUUCAACGGAUACUUUUCCCGCUUCACGUCUUUCCCUUAUUGAUCUCUUGUUCGGCUCCGAUUCACGGGAUACGCAGAUGCUGCGGGCGCCGGAAGUUAACGACGCCGAUCUGCAGCAAUGGCGGAGGUUAAACCUGGGAUCGGAUGGGUGGAAUAGCCCGAAUGACUACCUGCCCUUUCGCACGCGAAGUCGGGAUGAACUGCAGCAACAAGCCGCGGCAGAUGAGGCCCACGUGAAUCGUAUGACCGUCGUUGUGCGCGACGGGGGGACCAUCCUGGCGCCGGAAUGGGCCACCUCCCAGGAGGCCCUAGCGCAGGAUCCCCUAACCACAGGCUUAACACCGUCACGACCUGCAAAUGAGGGACCCCGUGAAAAUGAAGAAGCUGAGAGGGAUAAAGAGGCUUCGCAGACGGAGCAGUCUCCACAGGGCUUCUCGGUCCCCAACGUCGUCGACGUUGUCAAAAGGCAAGAAUGCAACACAACAUGGGUGGAAGAUGGUGAACUUGUGAUGAUCGAUGGGCGUUUAGUAAUUCAGCAAGUUAACCGCGCCAAGAGGCAAAAAAAAGAACCGAAUGACAAUCAGAGUGGCAACAUAAACGACAACGGCGCACAUAAGAACGAAAGCAGUAAAAAGAUUAAUGACACUGAUAUAAAGGUAUCAAGCGAUAACUUUUUGAAUAAAAACGUGUCUAAUGUGGCACCAAAUUAUCACUCCAAAAGUGAUGAUUCUGAUAUAAGCAAUGAUAAGAAGAAAGAUGGGGAAAAGGAAUCACAAGGAUCGUAUUCAAAGAGCAAAUACUUACCCAAUGAAGGAUUUAAUAAGACUUCCGUGAAUUCGAGUAGCUCAGGGAAGAGAAAGCGAAAAAUUCAAAAUACCUCGAGCAAAUCAUCUCAGUCCGGUUCUACUUCAAAUAUACGAGUUGUUCAGACACACAAUGUUCCUUUACUUCCACGAGAAGAGAUUAUUAAGCUCGUAGAAGGAUGGCAACUGUCCGAUACACUUCGAGAAGCAUUUUUGGUUGGGCUCGAGCCUGUUGAACCUCAUGAAUCACUUGACUCCUCAAAAGUAGUACUGAAGCUUGGAAACCAAGAAAAUAACAAAUAA